CUCGGUGGCAUCCUGCCGCACUGUGUGGCCCUGGGUGACGCGCAGUUUGCUGCCCAUUUGGCCUGCCGACGAGGAGGAGGCUGGUGGCAGCAUGCGGUUGUCCUCCGACAGACCAAGGUGGGUCUUGAGGGAAAAAUGUUUUCCCUCCAGCUCAUCCAGUCCCAGGCCGCCGCUGUGUAA
Molecule: messenger RNA, 180 nt
Organism: Dibothriocephalus latus
Lineage: Eukaryota; Metazoa; Platyhelminthes; Cestoda; Diphyllobothriidea; Diphyllobothriidae
Source: the annotation of a GenBank genome assembly